Molecule: messenger RNA, 1460 nt
Organism: Liolophura sinensis
Lineage: Eukaryota; Metazoa; Mollusca; Polyplacophora; Chitonida; Chitonidae
Product: tetratricopeptide repeat protein 4-like
Exons: 12
Coding region: 191-1402 (403 amino acids)
Biological process (GO): protein folding
Cellular component (GO): cytosol; nucleus
Molecular function (GO): Hsp70 protein binding; Hsp90 protein binding
Source: RefSeq, a predicted model, not a curated record
GGAACCACGUGGGCCUUUGCAUGGACGUAACAUUCUGAUGCGAAGUAGGGCUUGUCACAGGCUUCGAAGUGUCCCGUCAAAGAAGAUCCCACUUGCAGGUUAAGAGUACAGGUGUGCCCCUAAGAAAACAAGUUGUCUUUCUGUCAAAGACAGUUAGCUGUUCCCCGCUGCAGUACCCUACAGCAGCAGUAUGAAUAAGGAAGAGAAAAUAAAUUUCCUGAAAUCUGCCUCGGAGGAGGAAAGAAAAGCGUAUUUCAGGAAAAUGGAUGAAGAUUUAGAAGCCUUCAUCAUGAAGAAAUCCAAAGCAGCAGCGAAAAAAAGAGAAAAUGAGCCAGAAGAAAAGAACCUUGAUGAAGUUUUUGAGGAACUACAGAGACAUCCAGCCUUUGUGAAGGAGCUUGACUUCAGUAAACCUCUCCAUCCAUUGGUUGAGGGACUGAUUGACCUUAAGUACAACUCUGAAGAUGCUAAAGAAAAAGCCACAAAUUACAAAGAGGAAGGCAAUCGAUUAUUUAAAGAGAAGAAAUACCGUUUGGCGAUUGACAACUACACUGAAGGAAUUCAGGCCCAGAGUGAGGAUAAACUGCUUAAUGCUAUACUGUAUACAAACAGGGCCUUGACACAUUAUCAUCUAGGUAACCUGAGGACAGCCAUAAAUAACUGUAUCAUUGCCAGGAAGUUUGUCCCAGAGCACAAAAAAGCUAUCUACAGAGGUUGCGUGUGCUCUCUAGACCUGAAGAAAUAUGAAGAAUGCCUGAAAUGGUGUGAUCUGGGACUGGCAUUAGAACCAGGCAACAAGAGUAUCUCUGAUAUGAGGGUCCUGGCAGAGAAGUUACUGAAAGUUCAGGAGAGAGACAGGAGGAAAGAGUUAGCAAAAGAGAGGAGAGAGUUAAACGCAGAGAAGGAGCUCAUCAGUGUCAUACAGAGUCGAGGAGUGAAGCUUGGCUGGGUGCCAGAAGUGAGUGACUCCUCACGUCUUGACCCUCUGUCCCUGACCAGCCUGGAGUCUCACCACCCCAGCGGGGCCAAGGUCCACCUGGAUGACCAGGGCGUACUUAACUGGCCAGUCCUCUUCAUGUACCCAGAACACACCAUCACAGAUUUCAUCGAGGCCUUCAGAGAGACAGAUCGUUUUGUAGAUCAUCUUAACGUGAUGUUUGGGCCAGAUGUUGAGCCAGCGCCAUGGGACGCAGACAAGAAGUACACACCAGAGAGCAUAGAGAUUUACUUUGAAGACAAAGAAUUUGAAAAAUUGUACCAGGUGGAUAAAUACUCCAGUCUUCAGGAAGCUUUGAGGCAUGACAGGUACCGAGUUCAUGCAGGCACACCAGCUUUCAUACUUAUUGUUUCCGGGUCUAAAUUCCGAGAAGUGUUUCUCUCCAGGAGUAAUACAGGACAGUAAAUGUAUAAACUUGUAACAAAUGACAGUGUAUAGUAUGUAUAGUAAAUCCGUGGUCUUA